AAUAGAGGGGGGGGUGGAGCUAAAGAGCCGAAUCGCUCCCCAAGGCCCGACGCGAAGCCCUCAUCGGGCGAAGUCCGCAGAGGAGAAUCCGGAGGACGAAGGGGAGGAGAGAGAAGGGAGAAUGAGAGGAUUUUGUGGAAAUAAUUUGGAAAAAUAAACGGAAAAAAAUUUGAUUCCCAGUCGAGGCCAGCUUUCAUCACAAUCUUGCUCUUUGGGAGCUAGAAAGAUUGAUUUCAGCGGCUCUUUUGGAAGGGUGUUUGGAUUUGUCAUCUCAAGCUUCAAUCUUGUUUUGGUUCUGGAGAUAUGUUGGAGGGCCAGUCCUGUUUGAUCUCGAGGAUGCUGCCUAGCUCCUGUGAGCAAGAAUCCAAGUGGCUGUAUAUGACCUACCAGCUACUUGAGAUCACAAACAACAAACGCCCACCUAGUGUGGAACCCGGGGAGCAAGAUGAAGAUGUGAAGAGUAAGAGGACAAAGUCGCUGAAUCCCCAAGAUCCUUCCCUUACCGAGGAAACGAAGCCCCCUGUUGAUGAAUCCGAUCGUCAGGGCCAUGGUGGUGGUGGGCAGCCCCCUGUUGAUGAAUCUGAUCGUCCCCAAGAUCCUUCCCUUAUUGAGGAAACGAAGCCCCCUGUUGAUGAAUCCUAUUGUCAGGGCCACGGUGGUGGCGGGAAGCCUCCUGUUGAUGAAUCCGAUCGUCAGGGCCAUGGUGGUGGUGGGCAGCCCCCUGUUGAUGAAUCUGAUCAUCAGGGCCAUGGUGGUGGUGGGCAUUCUGAUUCAAAUUCUCUUAUCAGUGCAAUUGGCCGAGACAACUCUAUAAACUGUCUUCUUCAUUGUUCUCGAUCUGAUUAUGGUGCCCUUGCAUCCCUUAGCCGAAGCUUCCGUUCCCUGAUCCGGAGUGGUGAGCUUUACAAGUUACGGCGGCAGAAUGGGAUCACUGAGCACUGGGUGUACUUCUCCUGCAGUGUCCUUGAGUGGGUAGCAUAUGACCCAUACCGUGAGCGCUGGAUCACCCUCCCAAGGAUGCCCCACAAUGAUUGCUUCAUGUAUGCCGAUAAGGAGUCUCUUGCAGUGGGCACCGAGCUCCUUGUUUUUGGCAAGGAGAUUACUUCUCAUAUAGUACUGAGAUACAGCAUUCUAACAAAUUCUUGGUCUCCUGGUGUAGAGAUGAACUCCCCUAGGUGCUUAUUUGGAUCUGCUAGCCUUGGGGAGAAGGCUAUUGUAGCUGGUGGUACUGAUGCUCAAGGUACUAUAUUGAACUCUGCAGAGCUCUAUAAUUCUGAAACACAAAAGUGGGAAACUCUUCCGAGCAUGAAUAAGCCGAGGAAGAUGUGUUCAGGUGUCUUUAUGGAUGAUAAAUUCUAUGUGAUUGGAGGCAUGGCGAGCAACAUGGAGUUGCUAACGUGUGGAGAGGAGUAUGAUUUGGAGAAAGGCACCUGGAGGGUCAUCCCAAACAUGUCCUCAGGGCUCAAUGGUGUGGCAGGUGCACCUCCACUCGUGGCGGUUGUUAAUAAUGAACUGUAUGCUGCAGAUUAUGGAGAAAAGGAGGUGAGAAAAUAUGAUAAGGAGAAUAACUCUUGGGUUACUCUUGGUAGAUUGCCUGAGAGGCCAGAUUCAAUGAAUGGAUGGGGGCUUGCAUUUCGGGCAUGCGGUGAACGACUCAUAGUCAUUGGAGGAGCAAGGGCAAUGGGAGGAGGGACCAUUGAGCUAAAUUCUUGGAUACCAAAAGAGGGCCCACCAGAAUGGAACCUCAUUGCAAGCAGACAUUUAGGAAGCUUUGUGUAUAAUUGUGCUGUGAUGGGCUGCUGAUUUAUUCUGAUGCCUUAUGUACUGCACAUCUCCUUCCCUGGUGGAAGGAUGUGCAAAAUUGGUUUAUUGGAGGGCAUAAAAUACUGAUUCUGCCUAAUGGGUAAUCUCUGCCUUUUAGAAUUUCUGAAUUUACUCAAGAUUCAAUAGAACAGUCUCUUCUAUGUAACUCCAGAGCUUUGUCUAUUUGUUCUUUUUUCCAGUUUUACCAUCAUUUCAUUUGCAAUAGAAGAAUUUAAAACUUCUGCCAUUUUCUGUUAAGCAUGGGAAAUCUCGGUGGUAUGGGAUCAUGCAGUACAGUGAAGCAUUAAUAAUUUCUUGUAUCAAACUUUCCUAAACUGCCUUUCUUGUUCAAGUUUGUUAGUUUCAUUGUACCUUCAUGUGAUUUCAUUAUGGCUUCCUUUGCUUGAGGAAAAUAAAAUUGGUGUCAGGUUUC
Molecule: messenger RNA, 2236 nt
Organism: Phoenix dactylifera (date palm)
Lineage: Eukaryota; Viridiplantae; Streptophyta; Magnoliopsida; Arecales; Arecaceae
Source: RefSeq, a predicted model, not a curated record